Molecule: messenger RNA, 390 nt
Organism: Fraxinus pennsylvanica
Lineage: Eukaryota; Viridiplantae; Streptophyta; Magnoliopsida; Lamiales; Oleaceae
Source: the annotation of a GenBank genome assembly
AUGCGGUCCAAUUUCUCUCAUUUGCAGCGCCAAGGCAAAGCCUUGCUAGAAGCGUCUCUAUCUUUCCAUCGUGCCAUGCCAAGCAUAAAUCAUAUGGCACUGGUUGGAUUAGAGAAGGCUGGAAUCCUGAAGUUUGUUAUAAGCCAGAAUAUUGAUGCCCUCGAUCUAUGUUCCAGAAUAUCAAGAGAGAAACUUUCUGAACUUCAUGGGACUAUGUCCAUCCUGCGGAACGGAGGGGAUUUUGAAGUUGAGACUAUUGGACUGAAGGAUACCUCACGGAAUUGUUCAAAGGCAGGCUGCAGCUCAAAACUUAGGGACACAGUUCUUGAUUGGGAGGAUGCUUUGCCCAAAGUAGAUGGAUCCAGCAGAGAGACAUUGCAAAAUGGCUGA